AUGCUUAAGAGAGUUGAGGAGGAUGAUAUGGAUAUGCGAAUCCGAAGAAUAUCCUUUGGGCUUCUAUCUCCACGGGAAAUUUCUAGCUUGUCUGUACACGAGAUUUCGAGCAAAGACCUAUAUGACAUAAGUACAAGAAUACCUCUGCCAAAUGGGCCUUUAGACCUAAGACUAGGUGUUGGAAACAAGAAAGACAAGUGUGCAACGUGUGGAGAAGGGCUUGCAACGUGUAUCGGACAUUUUGGAGAAGUAAGAUUGGCGCUUCCGAUUUUCAAUGUGGGAUUGAUUAAGAAUACGAUUUCUACGUUGAACUGUCUUUGCAAAAGCUGUGGAUCCAUUCUCCUUGGUGAAAAGAAGAAGAUAUAUUUCAAAAGAAAACUAAGAGAAAGUACUGGAGGAAAUGACACUAGAUUGAUUUUAAGGAAGGUGAUUGCUGAGUGUAAGAAAGCUAACAUGUGUUUUGUAUGUUCUUCUAGAAACGGGCAGGUCAAAAAAACAUUUGGAUUUAGAAUAGCACAUGAGAUUGAAGAUUCGGAAAGGAAAAAGAGGGAUAAGGACGGCAAAGGACCUGGGGGGUAUUUUCCCCACCAUGAAGAAAUGAAUCCUUUAAUGGCACUUAAUAUAUUUAAGAUGAUGAAAGAGGAUGAUUACGAGUUACUUGGGUUUUCAGAAUCACCUGACCGGCUUAUAAUACAAAAUGUUAUAGUUCCUCCGUCCUGUAUUCGACCAAGCGUGUCUAUGGAUGAUGAGGGAACAAAUGAGGAUGAUAUAACAAUUAAGAUAAGUGAAAUUGUACACACAAACAAAAUAUUGAAAGAAGGGAUAGAGAAGGGAAACCCAUUAAAUCUCAUUAACGAGGAUUGGGACCAUCUCCAACUCCAGUGUGCAUUACUCAUCAAUUCUGAACUUCCACAAGUUGGGAUUCCUGGACAACCAGUGAGAGGGAUAGUUCAAAGGCUUAAGGGAAAGAACGGAAGGUUUAGAUGUAAUUUAAGUGGGAAAAGAGUUGACUUCAGCGGAAGAACCGUUAUUUCUCCCGACCCGAAUCUAAGUAUUGAGGAAGUAGGGAUACCUGAAAGAAUGGCGAAAAUAUUAACUAUUUCUGAAAAGGUCACGAGGUUCAACAAGGAGAAGCUACAAUCCUUGGUAUUGAAUGGGCCUGAAAAAUAUCCUGGAGCCAACUAUGUGGUUGGAGAAAAAUUCAAGAGGUUUUUGAUGUACGGCAAAAGAGAUGCUGAGCUCAAGUAUGGCGAAGUUGUUGAGCGACAUUUACUAGAUGGAGAUAUGAUUCUAUUUAAUAGACAGCCUUCUCUUCAUCGGAUGAGCAUUAUGUCCCACAAAGUUAAGAUUCAUAAUAAUAAGACUCUCAGAUUCAACGAGUGUGUUUGUACACCAUAUAAUGCAGAUUUUGAUGGGGAUGAGAUGAAUGUUCACGUUCCUCAGACAGAGAAAGCUCGCGCUGAAGCAUCUAUUUUAAUGUCUGUUUCCAAUAAUAUUGUCACGCCGAGGCAUGGAGAGCCCAUUAUAGCACCUACACAAGAUUUCAUUACCGGACUGUACUUGAUAACUGGAAAAGAUACGUUUUUUGACAGAGAAAGAUUUGGACAGCUUGUAAGCUAUUUUUCUGGAACAAGGGUUAAUAUAAAACCGGCCAUAAGGAGGCCAGUGGAGCUAUUUACUGGAAAACAGCUAAUAGAAGCGCUUAUUAAAGAUUCAUUUGGUGGAAUCAAAGAAAGGAGUACUGAGUAUCAAGAUAAAAGUAUUUCUCUUAUAGGAAAGAAUAGAUCAUUCAAAUCACGUAAUGAUCCUAACGAUGGAAAUGUGAUAAUUCUGGAUAAUUCCUAUUAUUUUGGACGUCUUGACAAGUCGAUAAUAGGAGGAGAAAACAAGAAGAAUAGCCUGAUAUAUGCUAUAAUGAAGGUAAGUAAUAAAGCUGCAGUAAGAGUUAUGAAUAGUAUAACAAAGUUGUGUUCGAGAUACCUUGGAGAAGUUGGGUUUAGCAUAGGGCUUGAUGAUGUACAACCAGGGCCAAUAUUAAGGAAGAAGAAAGAAAUGGUUGUCGGUAAGGGAUAUUCAGAAUGCGAGAGCAAGAUACUAGAAUAUUCAAAGAAGUCUGAAUCUAAUGAAGAGGUUCUAGAAAUGGAAAUAUCUUCUAUUCUCAACCGAAUUAGGGAGGAGUGUGGAUCAAUAUGCAUAAAGGAACUGAGCAUUAGAAACUCUCCAAACACUAUGCAAGCGUGUGGAUCAAAGGGGUCGAAGAUUAAUGUUUCUCAGAUGGUUGCUUGUGUAGGACAACAGAUUGUAAGUGGAACUAGGAUUCCAAAUGGAAUGGACGACAGAUGCCUCCCCCAUUUCCCAAGAGGAUGCAGAACACCGGAAUCGAAAGGAUUUGUAUUGAACUCCUUCUUUGAUGGAUUAACAUCUCCCGAGUUCUUUUUCCAUGCGGUAAGUGGUAGAGAGGGGCUCGUUGAUACGGCUGUGAAGACAGCUGAAACGGGAUACAUGCAGAGGCGUCUAAUGAAGGCGCUUGAAGACCUGAGCAUUCAGUAUGACGGGAGUGUGAGAAACUCAAGCAUGGAAGUGGUUCAAUUUGCUUUUGGAGAAGACCAAAUAGAUCCUGUAAUGUCUGAGGGGGAUGACCCUAUUAACCUCGAGAGGGUGUUCCUACAAACCAAGUCCAAGUUCCUGCGAAGUCUCAAUUCUGGACAAGGCCCGUGUCUUUUUCAACUAGAAGAAUGGGAUUCUAUUGAUAAUCUCAAGAGAUCGAUACCUAAGGGAUAUCCUGUUGAGCGUAUAGUUAACAAAAGAUUCAUAGAAACUCUUCUGGGGUUUAUUGAAUCAAAACGUGGAGAUAAGUUUCCUCUUAAUGGGACUUUUUAUUCAUAUUUUUCAUGUAAUGAUUUUGCAAAAAUAUUCUUCUCCGCAAUAUCUCAGAAAAUGAUAGAUUUAAUAAUUGAGCCUGGAACAACGGUUGGCGCAAUAGCUGGGCAAAGCAUUGGAGAGCCAGGAACUCAGAUGACGUUGAAGACGUUCCAUUUUGCCGGGGUUGCCAGCAUGAAUAUAACUCUCGGAGUUCCUCGACUGAAAGAGAUAAUCAAUGCUGUUUGCAACAUCAGUACACCCAUUAUAAAUGCAGAAUUGUCCGACCCAAAUGACCUAUUUCGAGCUGAGGUUAUAAAGGGCCGAAUCGAUAAGAUUUCUUUGAAGGAUAUAUGCUGUUUGAUAACAGAAGUUAUUGGAAAAGAUGAAAUCUUCCUAGAUAUAACCAUAGAUCUAGAAAGCCUUUCUCGCUUAAAGCUAAAUCUGGACAUCUACAAGAUUGAGAAAUCUUUAAGCAUUCACGACCAAACGGAAGUUAUAGGUGAGAAUUCUCUGAGAAUACAUGUUAAGAAGAUUAAUGACCAAAGCUACUUCAACCUUCAAAAAAUUAAGAAGAAGCUAUUAGGCACAAAGAUAUGUGGUGCUCCACAAGUUAGCAGGGUGAUUAUUAACAGCAAUAGAGGCCACUAUAGUCUUGUAAUUGAAGGCCGUGGGUUAUUAAAUGUCAUAAAUACAGAUGGCAUAAAAAGCAGUACAACAACUAGCAACAGCGUAACAGAGGUAGAAGAGGUAUUAGGAAUCGAAGCAGCAAGGGCUCAGAUAAUCCACGAGAUUGAAUACACUAUAAGCAAUCAUGGGAUCAAAAUAGAUCCAAGGCAUAUAAUGCUUCUUGCAGAUACAAUGACAUAUAGAGGAGAGGUGUUUGGAAUAACAAGAUUCGGAAUUUCGAAGAUGUCGAGAUCCACUCUUAUGCUAGCAUCUUUUGAGCAGACAAGUGACUAUUUGUUUGAAGCAGCCGUCCAAAGCAAAUCAGAUGAGAUAUGCGGGGUUAGUGAGUCUAUAAUUCUUGGGAUCCCUAUUUGCAUCGGGACCGGAUCCAUGGAUUUGUUCUGGAACAAUAGAGUCUAG
Molecule: messenger RNA, 3948 nt
Organism: Encephalitozoon romaleae SJ-2008
Lineage: Eukaryota; Fungi; Microsporidia; Unikaryonidae
Product: DNA-directed RNA polymerase subunit alpha
Exons: 1
Coding region: 1-3948 (1315 amino acids)
Biological process (GO): DNA-templated transcription
Molecular function (GO): DNA-directed RNA polymerase activity; DNA binding
Source: RefSeq, a predicted model, not a curated record